UUUGUCUUUUUUCUUUGCUUGUCUAACUUUUGUCCUUUUUUACAAGGGCAAAAAUAUCUAGUAUGAAAAUGAGCAAAUUUGAUCUUUGAUGAGAUGUUUCUUCAUGUUUGGGCAAUUGUUUGAGCCGAAUAUCUGAGAAACUUAGACUGUUUGACACAUGGAUGUUGAAGUUCCUUUUUUCAAUCUUCAUCUGUGUAUAUACUUGUGCAUAGAUACAUAUAACUGUAUGCAUGUAUAGUGCAUAUGAUGUGUGUGUGUGUGUGUGUGUGAUUACUCUGUAAGAUUAGAUAUGCGAGAAUAACUGGAAAACAGUAAUACUGUCAAAUAGUAUAUUAGUAUAUGCAAGCAUAUAUGUAUGUAAAGGCGUGCUAUACUUCAUUUUCUAGAUAUUGCUUUCAGUUUCAUCUGUUACACAUGCUUUUAUAUAUCAGUGUAUAUCUAAAAAGUUAAAACUGGAGAGUUAGUCCUCUGUCUAAUUAUGCUCUUGAGGCAGGCAUUGCUUGAAUUAUCUGGCUUCUUAGUGGGUAGGGCUUUUCAGAUUAAUCCUAAGUUUUGAACAAAGGAACUUUCUCUGUGGAAUUCAUUUUGACAAAGCAGGUUUCUUUGCUCCAAACAUAGCCUAAAGUGAGAGAUAUAGUCUACUUUUGGGCUUCUGGUCAAGUUUGAGAAUGUUGCGAAUGUUGCUUUGGCAAACAAUAUUUUUAGUUCAAAGAUGCAUCUUUAUUUGCCUCCCAGUUGUUUGAUAAAUGCUUGUUUUUCAAAAGGAAAACGGGGGAAAAGAGUCUCCAAAAGAUCAGAGUCCUUCAGAAAAACAGGGGAGGGAUGAUAGUAAGUUACCGUCAAAUCCCAAAGAAGUAGAAGAUCUACGGCGUGACACAGCUGCAAAUCCUUUGAUUGCCUUCACAUUCGAUGAAUUAAAAAUAAUAACUGGAAAUUUUAGACAAGACCGGGUGCUUGGUGGGGGAGGAUUUGGAAGUGUCUAUAAAGGAUUCAUUUCUGAGGAUUUGAGAGAAGGACUUCAGCCCCUUCAGGUUGCUGUUAAGGUUCAUGAUGGCGAUAACAGCUAUCAAGGCCACAGAGAAUGGCUGGCAGAAGUGAUAUUCCUGGGGCAGCUUUCUCAUCCAAAUUUAGUGAAACUGAUUGGAUACUGCUGUGAAGAUGAUCAUCGGGUUCUUAUAUAUGAGUACAUGGCUCGUGGCAGUGUGGAGAACAAUCUAUUUUCCAGAGUAUUGCUUCCUCUUCCAUGGUUUGUCAGAAUGAAGAUUGCAUUUGGUGCUGCUAAAGGACUCGCAUUUCUUCACGAAGCUGAAAAGCCUGUGAUUUAUCGUGAUUUUAAGACGUCUAAUAUUCUGUUAGACCUGGACUACAAUGCAAAACUUUCCGACUUUGGCCUUGCAAAAGAUGGACCAGUUGGAGACAAAUCUCAUGUUUCCACUCGCAUAAUGGGGACAUAUGGAUAUGCAGCACCAGAGUACAUAAUGACAGGUCAUCUGACACCAAGAAGUGAUGUAUACAGUUUCGGGGUCGUUCUUCUUGAACUGCUAACAGGAAGGAAAUCAUUGGAUAAGUCACGGCCAGCACGAGAACAGAAUCUGACGGAUUGGGCUCUGCCAUUGCUCAAGGAGAAGAAGAAAUUGCUGAACGUCAUCGAUCCAAGACUAGAAGGAGAUUAUCCUGUCAAAGGACUACACAAGGCUGCAAUGCUAGCUUAUCAUUGCUUAAACCGGAAUCCAAAAGCAAGGCCUCUGAUGCGAGAUAUAGUAGAUUCCCUGGAGCCACUUCAGGUUGCCGAUGAGGUUUCAACUGAAAAACCUGUGUUAACACUGAUUCAUGAGGUACCGAAAACUGAGUUUAAAAUAAAAGAAGAUCCCACAUUGUAACUGAGAUGGUUUUUGUUUUUCUUUCUUGUAGAUUAUCUAGCUUUUGUCAUGACUAGAGCUAAAAGAAGAAAUUCCUUUUCUGUGUGGUUUUUACAAUAAAGAUAUGGUUUUUUUUUUUUGU
Messenger RNA from Carica papaya (papaya), 2001 nucleotides. Its product is annotated as Protein kinase superfamily protein. NCBI's taxonomy places the organism in Eukaryota, Viridiplantae, Streptophyta, Magnoliopsida, Brassicales, Caricaceae. The record is from RefSeq and is a predicted model, not a curated record. Gene Ontology annotation, biological process: protein phosphorylation. Gene Ontology annotation, molecular function: ATP binding; protein kinase activity.